AUGGUCAAAAAAAAGGUGACGGAAAGUACCAAUAUUCAGGUCUACAGAACCUGCGUUUUAAGCACGUUGCUGCACGACAGCGAGUCAUGGACUCUUCAAACACGAACGGAGAGGAAGCUUACUACUUUCCAGAUGCGCUGUCUCCGACGCAUACUCAGCAUUACCUGGCAAGACAAAGUUCGAAACAACACAGUCCUGCAGCGACCUGAAAUUCCCAGCAUGUAUACACUACUGAAACAGAGACGAUUGCGCCGGCUUGGCCAUGUUGUAAGAAUGGAUUACAGCCAGAUCCCAAACGAUCUCCUCCACGGAGAAUUGACUCAAGGAAAGCACCCCACUGGCAGGCCCCAAUUACGCUAUAAAGAUGUCUGCAAAAGGGAUCUGAAGGCCUUGGGCAUUGACAUCAACGGAUGGGAAACCUUGGCUUCAGAACGUUCAGACUGGAAGCAAGGAGUAGAGUAA
This is a messenger RNA of Porites lobata, 462 nucleotides long. Lineage: Eukaryota; Metazoa; Cnidaria; Anthozoa; Scleractinia; Poritidae. The record is from the annotation of a GenBank genome assembly.